CCUCUGACGCCCAUCAGUCAUGGACGCUCUGCACGCGCUUAUCGAACAGCAUCCCCUCCUUGAAUGGCCUGUAAAAUUCUGUCUGGGAGUCACUGCGACAACUUACAUUCUAUCGCUCGUGACGGGCAACGUUUCCCAGGUGGAUAGAGUGUGGACGAUCCUCCCGGCCAUCUACAUUGCUUACUAUGUUCUUCUACCACUCUGGCCGCCGUCAGCACCGGUAUACUUCUAUCCCUGCGCACCGGAUUCAAUCCAAAAGUCGAUUUCUGGCAGUUUCAGUCCUCGCGCUCUUCUGAUGCUGGUGUUGGUGCUUACAUGGAUGUGCAGGUUGUCUUACAAUACAUGGCGUCGUGGUCUAUUCAGCUUCAAGGAGGAAGAUUAUCGCUGGGAAGUAUUCCGUCGGCAGGUCCCUCUUUGGCUCUUCCAAGUUUUUAACCUCACGUUCAUCGCCAUCGCACAGAACAUUCUCCUCCUCCUUUUGGGCACUCCUGCAAUGAUGGCUGUGUCUCAACCUCACACUCGUCUGACUACACCCGACUACAUCCUCGCCUUUCUUGGCUUUGCUACGCUUUUCGUGGAGUUCGUCGCCGACAAUCAACAAUACUCGUUCCAGACAUUUAAGCGGUCCGGUGUCUUGGCAAAGAACGACUGGUUCGGGGCACGCAUUCCAUGGACAAAACGUGAUGUGGAAAGGGGUUUUGCCACCAGGGGCCUUUGGGCAUGGUCCAGGCACCCCAACUUCCUUUGCGAGCAGCUAUUUUGGAUCAUUAUCAACCUUCUCCCACUCCUAUCUCCCGAUGCACCAUCAGCUUCUACAGGUGCCGUGGUCAGAUUGGCUCCUUGUCUCUUGCUUUGUUCGCUCUUUUUUGCAUCGACAAAGUUCACCGAGUCCAUUUCGCUGUCAAAGUAUCCUGUCGCAUAUGCAGCAUAUCAACAACGUGUUGGGAUGUUUGACCCGCUUCAAACACCGAUACGUGGUGUAUUGUUGAAGAUGCAGGGCAGGAAAGCAGAAGUAGAUGAACUAGUGUAUGGGCAGGGCACUGGAAAAGCGAAAAAGGUUGAAUGAGCAUCAGCAACGUUUUGUAUGUGUGUAAUUGCUAGGUCGUAGGUCUGUAUACACGGCGUGGUUCUCCUAAUUCUUGACUUGACUUGUGUCAUGCG
Molecule: messenger RNA, 1161 nt
Organism: Pisolithus orientalis
Lineage: Eukaryota; Fungi; Basidiomycota; Agaricomycetes; Boletales; Pisolithaceae
Exons: 6
Coding region: 20-1066 (348 amino acids)
Cellular component (GO): membrane
Source: RefSeq, a predicted model, not a curated record